AUGCCUUCGGGUCGUGGGUCCUUUGAUGCCACCCUCGCGGGUCUGGUCCUCCUUUCCUGGUCUGUUGCCUUCAAGCUCCUGACGACCGACGCUAGAAAUGUUUCCUAUGAAGCGGGAGAAGAGCAGAGGGUCUGGGCUGAGGAAGGGGGCCCCGCCAUCCUUCCCUGUCACCUGAACCCUCAGACGCUGGAGAGCAACUUAGGAGAGGUGUACAAGAGGCUGUCGGUUCGAUGGAAGCGGCGGGGGAGCAGGUCCCCCCAGGUGCACCACAUGGUGCUCGAAGUGGCGCCCAGCGGCCUCAAGACGCGGGCCCGUUCCAUGAUGCCCCGAGCGUCGGUGCAGGACACGGACUUCCUCCGCGGGAAUUUCUCGCUGCAGAUCCGGCCCACAUCACGCGACGAUGCAGGGAGAUAUUGGGCACGGGUGGAAUACGGCAGCCAGGUGCACUGUUGUGCACUGAAACUUGAAGUGGUGUCAGCAACUGCAAACCCUCCUGGUCCAGUGGUUGAGUCUGAGCCUGUUAAGCUAACCUGUAACUCCACGCUUCCGGAAAAGCCCAAAAAGAUCCAGUGGUUCCAUGACAGUCAGCUUAUCACCACAUCUGGUCGUUUCCAGCCUGUGGACCAAACUCUGUUCAUCUCCAGAUCAAUGGGCAGCGACUCCGGACCCUGGGUCUGUGAGCUGACCUAUGCAGGUGGUGAAAGAGUUUCUGUCACACACCACCUUCAAGUCUUAGGAUUUCCUGUGCCAGCCCAUCCUGUAGUCUAUGCCGCAGCAGGAUCCGACGUUCACCUGCCCUGCAUAUUGAAUUUCAAUCCCUUGGACUACGUCAACUCACAGGUAGCCGUCUGUUGGAGCCACGUGGCCGGGGAUGACCAGAAGGCCAAGUCCAACCAGCAUCAAGAAAACAAUAGGAAUAUUACCUUAUAUCUCCCUGCUGUGGGGCCUGAUAGUGCUGGCCAGUAUCUCUGUGCGGUCUCCAUCAAUGGCACAACCAUCUCUAAGACUGUCACUCUGAUAGUAAUGACAGUCAUCCCAAGCAUCGAGGGGCCCAUCCUGGAAGGAUCUCGCUUGCUGCUCACCUGCAGUCCAAGCCAACCCCCAGGAAAGGUGCAUUUUCAAUGGAAGUUGUUGGGGUCAGAGCCUGCAAAUAGUUCCAAGGCUGUCUCCAGGAGUUCUGAGCGCUCGACCAUGGGCUGGAUCCGGGAGUUCUCCAAGGUGUCAGCUGAGGACGCCGGGACCUGGGAAUGCAGCAUCCACAGCCCAGAAGGGAGGCUGGGCUCUGUGCAGUAUCACCUGGAAAUUGCAGGUGCCCAAGUUGCUAGUCCACAGCAAAACUUGGUGCCAGGGCAGAUAACGUCUGGACUGGUGACCUUCCUCUUGGUCCUGGUGGUCGCCAUAGCAGUUCUGACCCUCUUGACACGAAGGACACCCUCGCUGAACUUCCCAGCACUGGAUAGACUGGUAGCAGCUGCCCUUCCGGGAAAAGAGGUCAAGGACGCUGUCCACGAAGAGAAGGUCCUGCAGAUGGAACCGUGA
Euleptes europaea (tarantolino) is the source of this 1539-nucleotide messenger RNA. RefSeq names its product lymphocyte activating 3 (gene LAG3). The record is from RefSeq and is a predicted model, not a curated record. Gene Ontology annotation, molecular function: protein tyrosine kinase binding; MHC class II protein binding. The transcript is spliced from 8 exons. Gene Ontology annotation, cellular component: external side of plasma membrane; membrane raft. Gene Ontology annotation, biological process: positive regulation of ERK1 and ERK2 cascade; T cell activation; interleukin-15-mediated signaling pathway. Lineage: Eukaryota; Metazoa; Chordata; Lepidosauria; Squamata; Sphaerodactylidae. Bases 1 to 1539 code for a protein of 512 amino acids.